CCUAAAGUGGGAAAGCGAGAGAGAGAGAGAGAGAGAGAGAGAGAGAGAGAGAAACGCGGACGGGUGGAUGACGCUGUAGCUUUACCCGGAACGGCCCGGGUCAGGUCAAGACAGGCCGGGUGAGACAGAUAGGCAGACAGGCCGGUGCCGAGCUGGGUUGGGUUUGCGGAAGCGACCGACCGGUGGACAGACGGACAGACAGACAGAGGCUCCGUUAACGAUUAAACAGUUUAUAUUAGACUGCUGGGCGGCAUCACGGCGGCUGUCUGUCCGUCCGCGUGACUGCCUCUGGGUGGUAGAGUUGUGCUCCGGCUUGCAGUUUGUUUCAGGUCCUCCAUAGCAGCGGGGCCUGUUGGCAGAGCAGACCGGGCAGGGAGUGUCGUGAGGCGGCCACAGAGCUGCGGAACCCCCGCUGCUCUUCUGGAGGAUAAAGAGAGGAACAGACAGACAGACAGGAUGCGUGAAUACAAACUGGUUGUUUUAGGAUCAGGAGGCGUCGGAAAGUCGGCUCUGACUGUCCAGUUUGUUCAGGGAAUCUUUGUGGAGAAGUACGACCCAACGAUAGAGGACUCCUACAGGAAGCAAGUGGAGGUGGAUGGACAGCAGUGUAUGCUGGAGAUCCUGGACACAGCAGGAACAGAGCAGUUCACGGCGAUGAGAGACCUGUACAUGAAGAACGGUCAGGGUUUUGCUCUGGUUUACUCCAUCACGGCUCAGUCCACCUUUAACGAUCUUCAGGACCUCAGAGAGCAGAUCCUCAGAGUGAAGGACACUGAAGACGUUCCCAUGAUUCUGGUUGGAAACAAAUGUGACCUGGAGGUGGAACGUGUUGUGGCCAAAGAGUCGGGCAUUGGCCUCGCCCGUCAGUGGAAUUCCUGCGCCUUCCUGGAGACUUCAGCCAAGAGCAAGAUUAACGUCAACGAGAUCUUCUACGACCUUGUCCGGCAGAUUAACAGGAAGAGUCCAGUUCAGGGAAAAACACGCAAAAAGUCCACUUGUCAGCUUCUCUAAUGACAGUUUUCACUUGACUGAUAUCCUACAAACCAACCAAUCACAGGACAUCUUCCAGCCAAUCACACCGCUUUAACAUGUCAUCGUCAACAUCAGCCCCCUCUGACUUCUAUUACCAUGAGGACCACGCCUCCCAUCCCCGUACCAUACCAUUUAAUGGAGACUUUUGCCUUGGAAACAAAAACCAAACAUCAAAAGACUGUGGCAGCAAUGAUGAUGAUGAUGAAGAUUCUGCUGUUGCAGGAAUGGGAGGAGGAGGAGGGGGGGGUGGGGGGGUUAUACAAACAGCUGCCAAGAUUUAAACAGCAAUUCCCAUCAUGCUCUUUGCUGGGUCAUUCUUUGUUGGGGAUUGGCCGCUUGCUUUUUGAUUUUUAAUGUUUCUUUAAUUUCUUUUCCUUUUACUUGUUUUCCAGCAGUCCCAAGCCAGCUGCAUGCAGUUUGACCAUCAGCCAUGUUGGCACCACAGUUAACAAGGUGACAUGCUAACAUGGCUAACUGUGUGUUUGUGUGUGGCUGUGGUUGAACCUGUGGAUCCUGUGAUAAUUAUUACAGUGGUUAUUAUUAUAAUUCUGUGUGAAAAGAUCUUAAGUCGGUUAAUGUCUGAUUUUUAAUUUUAUUUUUUUUGGGUGGGAGUGGGAGGGGUGCAGCAGGUCGUGGCGUCAGCUCACUGUGUUGCUAGCAAGAAACUAAUUUGAAUUAGCCGACCGCUAACACAGAACGUGUUUUGGCAACAUUCAGAAAGAAUGUUGAAGAUUUACAUGUGUUAACUCUAGGUUAACUUUAGGUUAUUUUAUUAGCCUCGCAGCUAGCUGGGAUGUUAGCAAUCUUAGUAUAUCCCAAGUGAAAGAAAUAGUCAUUUUUUUUGGUUUUGGACUAGCAUCUAGUAACGGUGUGAAUUAGCUACUGAAAUUCUUUGGUAAAUUAAGGAGGGAAUGCUAUGCCUAAAUACCGUUUGCGGAGUUUUAUUAGCAUUUUCUUUUACAACAAAAGCCCCCCAAAUUUUAUAUAUAUAUAUAUAUCUAUAUAUAUAUAUAUAUCUAAAUAUCUAAAUAUCUAAAGAUAUAAUAAAUAAAUGUCCUGUGUGUGUUUAUAUAGCAACCUUUACUGGCCAAAGCUAAUGUUACGAAUUUAAGCAACUCUGUGAUCUUGUGAAGUUAUUGAAUUGUCUUUAAGGCAGUUUAAUUGUCUAAAAGGACGCAUUAGUAACAGUACAAACAAACAGUACUGUUAGGCUUUUGUAGGUAUUAGCAUUAUGAGCUGUGAGCUAAUUUGUUGGCAUAGCAGCACAGUGAGCUAACUCUGGACCUGCUGUUCAGGGCAGACAUGUUGCCUUUAGACAGCAGACUCACACUGGUCCAGUACUUUGACUGCGUGUGUGUGUGUGUGUUUUGUGAGUGUGUUUUGAGUGUAUGUAAGCUCUGUAACAACAGUGAUCCAGGCCAGUGGCUAAGUUGGCCCGGCAGGGUUGUGUUAUAAUUACUGAUCUAAACAGCUGCAAGUGAUGUUUCUGCAUUAAUAACCAUAUUAGUAACUGAUUUCUAAUAUUAUUAGCUUAUCUGAGAGGAAAACACUGAGUAAUUGGCCCUGGCAGUCAAUGCUCCUGUUCACUGAUGGACAUAUUUAAAAUCAUCAUGGUUUGGAAGACCAAACUUGCUAAGAUGUUAGCAUGGACAACCACCUACAACUGUAUGAUUUCGAUGUGAACGUCCUUAUGAGUUAAAGAAAGGGUUUUAAAUAAGAUGUCAGUGUUUCAAUUUAACGUAGCACAGCUGGUUGAGACCAACCAGAUGGGGGUUGAGUUUAAUAUAUUAGCCCUGCCCCUUUGUGGAUAGGGCGUGGCCUGUGAAGCAGCUGCUUAAAAGCCAUCAGGUGUCUGUCUUCUGCUUGACAUGUGAUGCGAGUGGUUGGCUUACAGAAACGGCGUUGGACCAGUGACCUCUGUGAGUACUGCUGUGCACAGUGGUGUACUUUUGGGAGUACUGCGGCACGGUGUGGUACUGCUGUCAGUAUUCUGGUUCUCAGUACGUUACGUCAUGUAGCAUGUUGAUGUUUUUGUCAGUACGCAAUCUGACCUCCAGGAAAUGCUGCAACUGUUUGCAUGCCGAGCAGAAGUUUCCGGGUUGAAAGGUUUGUCUGCAGCCACGGUGAAGCCAUUGUGAUGUCAAGUUCUGUCACACAAAAAAGAAUGAGGAUAAUUAAUUUGAUGUAGUAUCUUAAAAGUUUGAGAUAGUAUUGCUAGAGUCCAAAUAAGUAUCAAAAUUGUGACUUUACAUCUUAAAAUUUUGAUAUACUAAUAAAAAAUACUUAAUGUCAAAAUUCCUACCUAAAAUCUGCACAAUUUGAGAUAGUUUAAAAUUUUAUAUGAUCCAAAAAAUGCCUUUAAAUCAAAAUGCUUUCUCCAUCAGAGCUUUUUGGUUGUAUUUUCUUGCUUUAUGGGUUAUUAUGUAGAGAUACAAGGACAUCAUUAAGAAUUAUUACUCCUUUAAUAAACACACCAACUUUUAUGAAAAUAUGUUUAACAUCAAGCUACAUUCUUUAAUAUGAAAACUAUUUCUGAAUGUAGAAUAUCUCAUUAAUAAAUAUAACAAGUAAUAGGUAAUGGCCUUGUAGUAUUGAAAAUAUAUUCAUAUAGAAUUCUACUUUGUGAUUAUGUUCAUGUGUAGACAAAUCCUUAAAAAGUCCUUUUAUCUCUUUGCAACUUUAUAGUGUGAAACAGUUUAUUGAAUGCUUAUUUGCAGCUUAUUGAUUUAAAAAUUAGAUGUCGCUAUUGAAGCCAUGGCUGCUUUCAGACCUUUCCAGCCUCCACACGUACAGGCUGCAGUGGCAUUUGUCAUUUCAUGUGACUUUUGUAAUAUUUCAUGACAAAGGCCAGGCUAAGAUUCAUGAUAUUGUGGCAGAUGUGGAGUCAGUCUGCAAGCACUUCUUUUAAAGCAUCCUGUGGCCUUAACAGUUAUGGUAAUAGGGUUUUUUACUAACAGUUAACAUUUUGAAGUAUUAACAUUUAUAGUCAGUUAUUAAAUAAUAAUAAAUGGAAUAAGACAUUGUAAUGUAGUUGUAAGCAGAUAGUUGUGUAAUGGUUUUACAGGAAAUGUGUAAUCCAUAUAUCUGCUAUAACUACAUUAGUGUGUUGUAAACUAUGUAUGUUCACUGCUUAUAUUUACAUAUUAUAUACAUCCUUAACCAGAAACUCUGUAAUAGAUUCUCAGACUAUUUCUUUUUAUGCCAUGUUGCCGUUGAAAUGACGAUUGCAGCUGCAGCCCGAUGCAAACAUAAGGAAAACGUUUUUUCAUUACUGAAAUAAAUCUGCUUCUUUUUUCUCUG
This is a messenger RNA of Melanotaenia boesemani (Boeseman's rainbowfish), 4332 nucleotides long. RefSeq names its product ras-related protein Rap-1b. Lineage: Eukaryota; Metazoa; Chordata; Actinopteri; Atheriniformes; Melanotaeniidae. Gene Ontology annotation, biological process: negative regulation of synaptic vesicle exocytosis; Rap protein signal transduction; cellular response to cAMP. Gene Ontology annotation, molecular function: GTP binding; GDP binding; GTPase activity. The record is from RefSeq and is a predicted model, not a curated record. Gene Ontology annotation, cellular component: plasma membrane. Bases 457 to 1011 code for a protein of 184 amino acids. The transcript has 9 exons.